UCGGUGCUGAAGUUGGGCGGAUGGCAGAAAAACAGCAGCGAUGGACAUUACACCGCAGGAUUCCCAUUUACGAUGUCAUUAAAUAAUCAUCGGACCAUCGCUUACUCAAACCUAUCACCCUAGGACACUGACAGCUUAAAAUAAAGGGAUGCUGUGCUCUUACUGCUCCCUUUACCCUCCAGUCUCUAAAUGACCCGUUCACUGAGCCCUCCCUGAGAUCCAUGGAAGCCUAGGAGGUGACGGUGAGAGAAACGAAAGGAGCAGGCGAAUUAAAGAAAUAAAGAGAGGAAUUAGUUGCAUUUUUCGCCUCUGCUCUCCUGUCCCUCUCUAUGCCAGUUGGUCAGGGAUGGUGAAACCAGUAACGCCUGUCCCCUGUAGUGAAACAGACCUCCUCGCCUCGUCCUUCAUCUGCAGCAAGCCAAACAGCCGGUCAGUUAGCCAAAUAGACGCUCAGACAGUCCGCCAGCCAGUCAGUCCGUCCAUCAACCAGCCUCUAUCGUCCAGCAACCUAUUACCUCAGCAUCAUGACUGCUCUGUCUGACCUGUCUUUAGGAACUCACUAAUUCUCAUGCCCCGUAGUCUGAGUGGAGUGGAGAUGAGAAAAAGGCAGGCGGCACACAUCGAGGGCCCCCCCCAGGCCCCUGGACAGCCCCGACCCAACACCUGCUGCCUCUGCUGGUGCGGCUGCUGCAAGUGUCUCUGGAAUGAAGACAGGAUGGAGAGGAGUGAACGGCAGACCUGCACCAAGAUGGACAGUAUUGAAGCUGGAGAAGAACAACACCCCAGCCUAGACGAGGUGGUGUCGUGGGCGCGGAGCUUCGAGAUGAUGAUGCGCUCGCUGGAGGGCAGGGAGAUCUUCCGCGAGUUCCUGCGCUCAGAGUACAGCGAGGAGAACCUGCUUUUCUGGAUAGCCUGCGAAGAGCUGAAAAAGGAGACCAACCCCACGGUUGUGGAUGAGAAGGCCAGGAUCAUAUAUGAAGACUAUGUGUCCAUAUUGUCACCCAAAGAGGUGAGUCUGGAUUCGCGGGUCAGAGAGGGCAUAAACCAGAGCCUGGCCGAGCCCAGCAACCUGAUGUACGAGGAGGCCCAGCUCCAGAUCUACACACUGAUGCACCGCGACUCAUUCCCCCGCUUUCUCAACUCCUCCGUUUACAGAGACCUCCUGGCCAGCAGGAGGCGCACCUGCCUCGACACCUAGGCCCUCCGAGCCCCGUCGCCAUCCUACGCUGAGACUACUACUUAAACUUCAAAUACUACUAUGGUGCCAGAAGUCGGGUUUGGAAAAUCUCUCCCUUUCUUGAUUGAAAAGACUGAAUGACAUCUGAGAUAGUUGUUUUUUUAUUUAUAUUUUGUAAGCAAUUUAUCUCCAGUUCUCCGCUGGAGCCAGGUGGGCCUUUGCUAGUUGGUGAUUGGUCAAUAAGGCCGCUCAUGCUGGCCAGUGAUUGUUUUCCUAGCAAUUUGUGCUGGUCGUUGUUUGGCUGACGGGCCGACCCACUUGUCAACAAUUGCUUGAAUGGCCAGCCUAGUGGCCAGCUGUUGGUUAACUGUGGACAAGGACUCCUCAGGCUAUGUGGGACAGAGAGAGAGGAAGAAACAAAAAAAAAGGACAAGCCUACUACUCUGUACUGUAUUGUUUAGACCUCAUACUCUCCCCUCUCUUUCAUUUUCUGUCUACUCUCUCUCUCUCUCUUAGUUAUUUUGUUAUUUCUGUCAAACUCUGUCCCAUGCCUCAGACCAUUUUUUUAAAAAAUUUGUGUUGUUACAGUCCAAACAUAAAGCCCGAUUUGUGGAGUGGGAGGGGGGUUUGGGGCUCCUCUGCCCACCGCACCAGUAGAAGCACUGGCUUUGCAUGAAAAACAAGGUUGUGAAACUCUCUCUCUCUACAGUAGCUCGACAUUGUCAGCCGCAGACUGCAACCGUUCUUGAACACUGAGAUGUAUUUAUCCUCUGAAAUGGUUUGUGGGGGGGAGGAGGGCGCCCGUCCCUCCGCGCGGCUCUCCAUUUUCACUGAAG
Molecule: messenger RNA, 2013 nt
Organism: Myripristis murdjan (pinecone soldierfish)
Lineage: Eukaryota; Metazoa; Chordata; Actinopteri; Holocentriformes; Holocentridae
Gene: rgs17
Product: regulator of G protein signaling 17
Exons: 6
Coding region: 569-1198 (209 amino acids)
Source: RefSeq, a predicted model, not a curated record